AUGCCGGGAGUUCUCAUCAAUCCAGAGGUUGAGUUCAACCACCUCAAGAUCAAGCCACUCCAUCCUACCUUUGCUGCAGAGAUUGAAGGAGUUGAUUUCUCGGAACCGGUCUCGGAUGAGGUCUUCAACGAGAUACUCGCUGCGUCGGCCAAGUAUGGCGUGAUUGUAUUCCGCAACACCGGCCUCGACGACAGGGGUCAUGUCGAGCUCUCACGCCGCUUUGGAGACCUGGACGACAUCAGGCCGUACAUGACGAAUGGGCGCAAGCCAAGAUACGAAUUCUAUGAGCUCUUUGACGCCGGCAACAUCGACCCCGAGACUGACACGGUCUUGUCUCCCGACUGCCCGCGAGCUCAGUAUAACAAAGGAAACGCACUUUUCCACGUCGACUCGUCAUUCAACCCCCGACGAGCCUCGUACUCACUGUUGAAGGCGCAUGAGUUGCCCCCGCCAAACACUGGAGGAAACACCGGCUUUGCUGAUACCCGAACAGCCUUUGACGAGCUCGACCCAGAAUUGAAAGCUGAGCUGCUAGAACAUGACUAUGUCGGUGCUCAUUCGCUGUACUCGUCACGAAAGAAGGCUGCGCCGGAAUACUUCAAGGACGUCGACGUGAACGCAUAUCCCAUGCACAAGCACAAGAUUGUUCAAAAGCACGAACCAUCUGGGAGGAUGAACCUGUAUAUUGCGGCUCAUAUGGAUCAUAUUGUCGAUGUGCCCCCCGAGCAAUCGAGGGCACUGAUGGACAAACUUAUGGCACACGCAACGCAGGACAAAUAUACCUUGAGCAUUCCCUGGAACAACCCCGGGGACUUGGUCAUCUGGGACAACACUUGUGUCAUGCAUCGCGCUGAAGGAGGUUCGUUCGCUGGGAAGUAUCGACGAGAUUUGCGAAGGACAACGGUCCACGACGCUAGUAGUCAAGCAUGGGGUUUAAAUCCACUCGAGUCCAAGAGGCCUGGAUUUGCAGUGACUGCGUUGUAG
Messenger RNA from Exophiala spinifera, 984 nucleotides. RefSeq lists its product as uncharacterized. Bases 1 to 984 code for a protein of 327 amino acids. Gene Ontology annotation, molecular function: oxidoreductase activity. The record is from RefSeq and is a predicted model, not a curated record. The transcript is spliced from 3 exons. NCBI's taxonomy places the organism in Eukaryota, Fungi, Ascomycota, Eurotiomycetes, Chaetothyriales, Herpotrichiellaceae.